UUAUUUCCCUUGGAUUGCAUCUAAUUCCGGCACAUGUCCGAUGGACAUUCAGUUGUCGUUCUGCAGGAAUAUUGCGAAUUUAUUUGCUGAUAAUUUUUAGUGGACGUUUGCAAUAUGGCAUCAUGGGGGUCUAUUGUCAUCGGACAGGUGGUGAAGAGGGGUGUGGUUCGUACAGAUACGGUCAAAGUACGAUGUCUUCGCCUGAAGUUAGAUACCUAUCUGAACAAGUAUUUCAACAGUCGGAAACAUUACUGGGCCAUAGAGAAGGAAGAUAAAUGUGAAAUCGGUGAUAUUAUUCUGAUUGAACGUCUGCCAAAAAAGCUCACACCACUUGUCAGUCAUGAAAUCAAACAUCAUGUCUUCAAACUUGGUUCAGUAGUGGAUCCUGUCACUGGCAAGCGUUGCAGGGCAACUGAGUUUAUUGAUGAGGCCGCCAGAGAACUUGAGGUUCAACAAAUCGAAGAGACAGCAAAGCAAGCAAGCUAGUGUGUUUUCAUGUUAUCAGUGUGUUGAGUUGCAUGUCUUUGGCAAUUAAGAGUGAACAGCAGGCAUAUUUUAUGAAUAAUUAAACCAUUUAAUUGUGUGAAUAUUUAAAUGAUUUUAUGAAUGAAAGUUCUGAACUUUUUCAUCAUGCAUUAGUAGAACACUUUUUGUUAACCUGCUUUUUCAAAAACAUGCCUGACAGUUCAUCACAAAACAAGUUUUAAUACGACUUAAAGGCAUUGUCAAGUAUUUCAUGUGAUGCAUUGAAGUUCCUUCUAGUAUAAGAAGUGUACAUUCAGGAAUAAAUUUUUACUGACAGUCA
Molecule: messenger RNA, 805 nt
Organism: Pomacea canaliculata
Lineage: Eukaryota; Metazoa; Mollusca; Gastropoda; Architaenioglossa; Ampullariidae
Product: 28S ribosomal protein S17, mitochondrial-like
Exons: 2
Coding region: 115-486 (123 amino acids)
Biological process (GO): mitochondrial translation
Cellular component (GO): ribosome; mitochondrial small ribosomal subunit
Molecular function (GO): structural constituent of ribosome
Source: RefSeq, a predicted model, not a curated record